AAGAAUCUCGUGUAAAAAUUGCGUCUAAUGGAUCGGCAAACAUUGAUAUAUAGCUUUGUUGCAAGGGGCACCGUUAUAUUAGCCGAGUACACUGAAUUUUCAGGGAAUUUCACCAGCAUAGCAUCCCAAUGCUUGGAGAAGCUGCCUGCAUCAAAUAACAAAUUCACUUACGAUUGUGAUGGCCACACCUUUAAUUACCUUGUGGAAAAUGGAUUUACCUACUGCAUUGUUGCUACUAAUUCUGCUGGAAAGCAAGUUCCAAUUGCCUUUCUAGAGCGCGUGAAGGAUGAUUUUAAUAAGAGAUAUGAAGGAGGGAAAGCUGCAACUGCAGGUGCCAAUAGCCUGAAAAAGGAAUUCGGGCCAAAAUUGAAAGAGCACAUGAAGUACAGCGUUGAUCAUCCUGAAGAGAUUGACAACCUUGCUAUAGCCAAGGCUCAGGUUACGGAAGUUAAGGGAGUGAUGAUGGGAAACAUUGAGAAGGUUCUCAACCGAGGUGAGAAGAUUGAGAUUCUUGUUGAUAAGACCGAUAAUCUCCGAUCACAGGCACAGGAUUUUAGGACACAAGGGACGAUGAUGAAGAGAAAAAUGUGGAUUCAGAAUAUGAAGAUUAAACUGAUAGUGUUAGGUGUCAUCGUAGCAGUGAUUCUCAUCAUCAUAUUUAUAGUUUGUCAUGGCUUCAAAUGUUGAUGUCGGGGCCUCCUCGGUUAGGAAUAAGUUUGCUAGAGUGGUUGACUUAGUUUUGCUGUUCCUUUGGCC
Molecule: messenger RNA, 756 nt
Organism: Olea europaea var. sylvestris
Lineage: Eukaryota; Viridiplantae; Streptophyta; Magnoliopsida; Lamiales; Oleaceae
Product: putative vesicle-associated membrane protein 726
Exons: 5
Coding region: 28-687 (219 amino acids)
Biological process (GO): vesicle-mediated transport
Cellular component (GO): membrane
Source: RefSeq, a predicted model, not a curated record